UUUAACUUCGCAAAUCCCAAUGUAUGUAGUACACUUUCUUCUUUUCACACUUCCAAAGUUCCUACAUAUACACAUUUCAACUAAAAAAGUUUGAUUUUUCGCAGUUUUAACUGCGUCGAAAAUCUCGAAUCAUAUUUUCGAUAAUGGAUUCUUCAUCGAAGAGGACAUCGAUCGCAGAAGCGCUUGUGAUCUUUAAGGAAAAACUUAAAGAAGAACACUACUCUUUUGUGCAAAGAGCUCUAAUGAAAUUUGAAAAAAGUUUCAUGGAAGAAAAAAGAAGAAUGGAAGAAACGUAUAAUCAGAUAAUAGAAGACCAUCGCAGGUACUAUAAGAAGGACAACGAUUUGUUGUCUGAGAGAAUCGAAGAAAUAGAGAACGCGACAAGUGAAAGCGUGGAUUGCUACGCGGAGAAACUGAGAGAGUUGAGGGAUGAAGUUUCUCUUAUGGUGGAAAAUGAGAGAAAAAAUGAUGAAGAUUUGGUGGUGGAAACAGACAUUCAAGCUACUGGUGCGAAUGGCGUUAACAACGUGGAAUCUUCUCAAGGCGAAGAUCGGGCAAUCGUGCUUUUUGAUGAUCCAAAAUCGGUUGGCACCUCAACCGGAAAUAGCAGUGGUCAAUCGAGACUCAAAGAUCCAUCGGCAUGUAAAGCAAUAGUCUUGAGUGAAGCGUCAGACGAACCAGAAACUAUGCUGGUUUGUACAAUGAACGACAAUGAUGAUGAACUGACGUUAACUGAAAUCGCUCGUGCUUCAAAAAGUCGCGGACAGAAAAAGGAAGUGCACGUGAAAGGCUCCUCUAAUUCGUCGCGGAAGAGAAAAAGAAGCAUGAAUGAUGGUCAAAUAACAUCAUUUGUUCCAGAAUUGGUUAAUCCUGGGAAUAAGUCAGGAAUAGAAUGGUCGUCUGAAGACGAUUUUUGUUCUGCAUUUUAUACGGAUGCUGAGCUUUGUCUGAAUGCUGUCUGUGCUUUGUACCGUCAACAACUAUCUGGAAACAAAUUCUCCUCGAUGAGUAAGAUCGACAAAAAUAGGAUUACUGCUUUAGGGGUGUUUUUGUGUCGUGGUGAUCCCGAAAACAAGCUCAAGAGAACAAUUUCGGAUGUUGAACCGGAAGAUCUUUUCAUAUGCAAGACACUGGCUAUUCGAUACUUUCGCCAAAUAUAUAGGAUAUACAAUAGCAAGAAAGACCAGCUGUUCUGCGCUGGUGCUGCUAUCCGCAAAUUAAGCUCCAGUUGACGCGAAGGCUGUCUGGUAGAGUUGUUGCACCAGACUACGAGCUCCCUCGGCAAAAAGUUCUUAUCUAGCUGUCUGGUCGACUUGCUUUGUUCCGGGAAGAUAUCUAGCUUUAGUAGGAACAAUUAGGUACUUAUUGUUCAUCUGUUGGACUUGAAUGUAGUAUUUUGAUUAUGAAUGGCUAUAUUUAUAGAAUUGUUUGAGUACGAUUGAACAAUGGAGGCAUGUUAUGUGUCGUCGCAUUAUUCGUCCACCUAUUCGAAACCAUGUUUGCUCGAUACACAUAUUGUUGAGUCAUGGUAUUGGCAUAACAGUCGCUGAAGCAAAAGAAUGAUUUAGCGUUUGAAUAACCAUGAGUAGCAACCGCGAGAGAAGAAAAAAAUACGUUUAAAU
Messenger RNA from Capsicum annuum, 1622 nucleotides. RefSeq lists its product as uncharacterized. The record is from RefSeq and is a predicted model, not a curated record. The coding region runs from base 144 to 1232 and encodes 362 amino acids. The transcript is spliced from 4 exons. Lineage: Eukaryota; Viridiplantae; Streptophyta; Magnoliopsida; Solanales; Solanaceae.